Molecule: messenger RNA, 5319 nt
Organism: Dromiciops gliroides (monito del monte)
Lineage: Eukaryota; Metazoa; Chordata; Mammalia; Microbiotheria; Microbiotheriidae
Gene: CACNB4
Product: calcium voltage-gated channel auxiliary subunit beta 4
Exons: 14
Coding region: 580-2001 (473 amino acids)
Biological process (GO): chemical synaptic transmission; neuromuscular junction development; calcium ion transmembrane transport
Cellular component (GO): voltage-gated calcium channel complex
Molecular function (GO): high voltage-gated calcium channel activity; protein binding
Source: RefSeq, a predicted model, not a curated record
GGAAAGAGCUCUUUGCUAGGUAGAAUCCUCUGACUCGUCAUCCACUAUCAAGAAGCCUCUUCCAAGUGACUGAAGCAGGGGAGCUGAGCCAAUCAGAGGGCUCUUUCCUGGCUCUGUCAUCAGUCCUUGGUUGGGGAAGGGUUUUGCUUUUAUGCUCUGUAUUUAGAAGGCAGAUAAAAUGCCAGGUCUGGACUGCCUCUAGGGAUAACCUUCCCCUCUAGGAUGUAAAGGAGUAGCAUCUUGGCAGGAGAAUCCACAGAAAAUUGAUAAGGCAGGCUCAGUUCUUCAGCAUAGGCCUUUUCUACCUUUUGACCCAGCUGUGGUUCUGUAGCAAUUUUGCUUUUGCCCUGAAAGAGGUGCUUUGGAUUAUCAGAGCUCCAUGUACGACAAUUUGUACCUGCAUGGAUUUGAAGAUUCGGAGGCGGAAGAAUAAUGUGAUGUGUUACCCAAGAUGGUGUGAACAGAGCUUCAAGCCAAUGGAGAAGACUAGGCCUAAAUAGCUGUGCCGAUGAAGUGAAAAAUACAGCCACACCUGGAGUAUUCACAUCCUCAGCAGUCAUUCUCAGUGCAAAUGCAUUUAUGGCUGGUUCAGCGGAUUCCUAUACAAGUAGACCGUCUGAUUCAGAUGUAUCAUUGGAAGAGGAUAGAGAAGCGAUUCGUCAGGAAAGAGAACAACAAGCAGCUAUUCAACUUGAAAGGGCAAAGUCGAAACCUGUAGCAUUUGCUGUAAAAACGAAUGUGAGUUAUUGUGGAGCUCUAGAUGAAGACGUCCCUGUUCCAAGCACUGCCAUCUCCUUUGAUGCCAAGGACUUUCUGCACAUUAAAGAGAAAUAUAACAAUGAUUGGUGGAUAGGACGGCUGGUUAAAGAAGGCUGUGAAAUUGGCUUCAUUCCAAGUCCACUUAGACUGGAGAAUAUCCGAAUCCAGCAGGAACAGAAAAGAGGACGCUUUCAUGGAGGGAAAUCAGGUGGAAAUUCUUCUUCAAGUCUUGGAGAAAUGGUGUCAGGAACAUUUCGAGCAACACCCACAUCAACUGCAAAACAGAAGCAAAAAGUGACGGAGCACAUUCCUCCUUAUGAUGUUGUUCCAUCCAUGAGGCCGGUUGUAUUAGUGGGGCCAUCACUGAAAGGUUAUGAGGUGACAGACAUGAUGCAGAAAGCCCUCUUUGACUUCUUGAAGCACAGGUUUGAUGGGAGGAUAUCCAUAACGAGAGUGACAGCUGACAUUUCUCUUGCUAAGAGGUCUGUCCUAAAUAAUCCUAGCAAGAGGGCAAUCAUCGAGCGGUCAAACACACGCUCCAGUUUAGCUGAAGUACAAAGUGAAAUUGAAAGAAUCUUUGAGUUGGCAAGAUCCUUGCAACUGGUUGUCCUUGACGCGGAUACCAUCAACCACCCAGCACAACUUAUAAAGACUUCCUUAGCACCAAUUAUUGUCCAUGUUAAAGUUUCAUCUCCAAAGGUUUUACAACGGCUGAUUAAGUCUAGAGGAAAGUCCCAAAGUAAACACUUAAAUGUCCAAUUGGUGGCAGCUGAUAAACUUGCACAAUGCCCCCCAGAAAUGUUUGAUGUUAUUCUGGAUGAAAAUCAGCUUGAGGAUGCAUGUGAGCAUUUGGCAGAAUACCUUGAGGCAUACUGGCGUGCAACACACACAACAAGUAGCACCCCUAUGACACCUCUGCUUGGAAGAAAUUUGGGCUCCACGGCACUUUCGCCAUAUCCCACUGCAAUCUCUGGAUUACAGAGCCAGCGCAUGAGGCACAGCAACCACUCUACUGAGAACUCUCCAAUUGAAAGACGAAGUCUGAUGGCCUCUGAUGAAAAUUAUCACAAUGAAAGGGCCCGGAAGAGUAGGAACCGCUUGUCUUCCAGUUCCCAACACAGCCGAGACCAUUACCCUCUUGUGGAAGAAGAGUACUCUGACUCAUAUCAGGACACUUAUAAACCCCACAGGAACCGAGGAUCACCUGGGGGGUAUAGCCAUGACUCCCGACAUAGGCUUUGAGUUUAAGAACCUGUGGGGGGAGGGAGGGCAUAGUAUUCAUCAGUUGACAAUUUGCCAUAACAUAACUAGGACAAACUAAUCAUCUUAACUUGGCAGGUCAAGCACAGUGUUUGCUGUGCUUAUAAGCUGCUGUCAUUUGAUGGUAGGUAAAGGGCAAAAAAAAAAUGUACAUCAAGCCCUAAUGUUAGAGGGAAAUUAGAUGCCCAAUCAUAUAGUUGUAUUUUGUUUUUUCUUUAGUGUGACAUUUACAUUAUAACUACCUUUUUCUUCAUUAGGUAUUAGACACAUCAGUUUGUAUUUUAGGGUAUUUAUCAAGGCACAUAUAAAAUAAUUUCCUGUGCUGGAAAUUCCAAAUGACCAGUUCCAGUUGGAACCAAUUUAUAAACCAAUUCCUGUUGGAAUUUGGGUGAAUCGACUAGAAAGUCUACUUGAGAAUGUUGCAAUCAAUUGAACAUUUUAAAAAAAUGCUAAUGAAUAAGAAAAUCACAAUGUUCAAUACAAGCCAAAAAUAGCUACAGUAUUUAUUUGCUGGAAGCUAAAUUUACACUUAAGGUUGAAAAACAUAAACACUUUAUUAUGUAUUAACAUUUCCAGAAUGGCUUUUUCAGACUUAACCAAAUGUAAAAUGUUGAUAGUGCCAAAAAUCUCAAAUUAAUGCAGCAGUUACACGGUAUUCAUAGGAUUUAAUUUUUUGUUUUGUUUUGUUUUCCUGGCAUGGGUAUUGCCAUCAAAGUAUUUUUCUUUAUGUUUAUUCACUACCAUUAUUUCUGUAGAAGUUGGCAAUGAAAAUUGGUAUUUUUUCAGCAGUGGGAAAGAGAAUGGCAUGAACAAAACAAAGUAUUGCUGGUAUUAUGAAAUAUAAGAUGGAGUGUUGUCCUCCCUUUGAUCAAUCUGAGCACAAAUACACAUGCCCAGGAAUAUAAUGUGAGCUAGGAAAAAAUGUGACAUCCUCUCAUUUGAACUUCCUUCUAGGUGGGAAUUGAUCCAUUCCAGUAAUCACAAACAUAAAUUCAGUACUUACCUGCCAGCACAAUUGAGUACCUUUCCACUGCAUCAUCCAGUCUGUCUCUGAUUGUCCCAGCCCUAUAUAGAUAUUUCUUCAUAACCACAUUCAGAAGGAUUUUUUAAAGUAGUCACUUUCAAUUUUGAUAUUGAAAGCAGUGUUUAUACAAAAUGAUGCUAGUAAAUAAAUUUUUUGAAAUGAAUGAUCAGAUCAAAGAGCUUGCAAUAAAAAUAAAUAUAGAAUCAGAAAUACCUGCUCACUAAAAUGAUAAUGCUGACAUUUUUAAUGCACAGAAUUAUAUUAUGAAGAAUUUGGAAAUGAUGCUGCCUUAUUUCUAAAGAGCACUCCUUUUCACCUACUGAGACUUCACAAUUUUUCCAGUGGAUACAUUUAUGUAAUUGGGGACCUUGUGUCUUACAUUAUCAAAGAAGCCUUAGAUCCAGUAUGAUCCAAGAAAUUAUUGGAAUCGACCAUUUUAUACAACACACCAAUGUCUAUAAAACAAAGAAUUAUUUCUAAAAGUCCAAAAUGCAUGCGUUUUCUAAAAGCCUGACAGGACCAGGCGUAAAAAAUCCUUUUAUACUGGUUCAUGUCAUGAAACCUAUUUUUGAAAAAUGAUAAUUAUUAAUUUUAUAUUAUCUUAUUUUCUUCCCCAAGCAUCUUAAUGUUUAAGCAAUCAAGGCCCAUACCAAUUAAAGAAUUUUUCCUGACCAUGAUAGUAUCUUAUAUUUUCUGGAUCAGUUACAAAAAUGUUGACAUCCUCUAGAGCUCCCUUCUCUGUGCCCUUCCACACCUUUCCUUCUCCUCUUGUUCACUGUGCACAUCUCAUAAUUGUCAUGGUUAGCUUAUAAUAUGGGUAACUAUUAAUCAUUUAACUCAUUUCAGUCAGUACAACUCAAAAAUAGUGUUCAGUAAACUAAAUCAUUAACAGAUGCAGCACUGACUUUUAGGGUUGUUUUGCCAUUUCUAGAGAAGAAUACAGAUGAUUAGGACCAUCAGUAAAGACACUCAAAAGAGCUGCAUCCAUUACUAAUUGAACAAAGAUAUAACGUGACAUGUUUUUCACUUUAAUUCAGAGCAUAGAAAGGUAUUGUCCAAUAAUUUAAAAUAUUUAUCACAUGUACAGCACUCAUAUUUGCAUGAGAAAGAAAACACUAGGCAAAACAUUUUGCUACAAGCUUUACCAGUUUUUGUUUGUGUGCAUUAAAGUAUUACUUGCAAAAAGUACACUGAAACAUAUAACUCUAGACUAGACAGCUGUUCAGCUUUAUUCUGUAGUAGAAUUAGUUAUCUGAUCAUUUAGCUGCUUGAAGAUAUGUACAUUUUAUGGCAGGUAGCUACAACAGCAUUUACAUAUAUUUUUAAGACAAACAAGAUGACUAUAUUAUUUCCAAUUUUUAAAAGUGCUUUAGUUUCAAAACCUCUUGAAGUCUUGUUUUUAAGUCUUCCAUGUCAUUCUAAUAAAGAGGUCCAUUCAAUCAUUACAUGUGCACAAAAUCAAUCAUUGUGUCAAGUGCCAAUAGUACUUUUGCUUUCCAUUCUUAACCCGAAGUGAACAAUUUUGGAAAGGGUAUCAUGCAUAAUUUCUUGAGUAACCCUGUUUAAAUAGUUCCUUUAAUUUGGCAUAUUUGUCCCCCUCUGUUUUGUGUAUAAAUAGCUUUUUAUCUCCAAAUGAAUAAGCCAGUUUUCAAACUUCAGUGGUUUCAUGUAAAAAUGACAUUAACUAGAGGUUAGAUAAUGAAAUGAUUCAUUUCUGGAAAGCACUAUCAUGCACUUUUUUUAAAAAAACAAACCGCAGAACCCUUGUUAUUGCUUAAUUUGAAGAGAGUUUGUUAAUUUAAAAAAGUUAACAUUUUAAUAAGCAGGGAAAAUAAUAAGCGCUGCAAUGUUUGGGGGUCAUUUCAAUUCAUUGUUUAGAGUUAUAAUAUAUAUUAGAACUUCUACAAUGUCAGCCAGCUGUCUUGUGAUAUAUAUUAUGCAAUGGUUUCAUGUGACAUUGUGGAGUUAAUGUAGUCCUGAUUUAAUAGAAAUAAUGCCAAUUUGCCAAUUCUAAUGUUGACUUUAAUGGUUAUAAUAUGACUAUAAAAUAAGAGUAAGCAGUCAACUGCUUUACUCCAAUGCAUAAAAGCAGUACCUAGACAUAUUUAUAAGAGAUUAAUGGUUAUUUGUUAUCUUUAUAAAUUUUUAUUGGGAAAACACUAAGAUUGAUAAUAAUUUAGAUUAUCAUAGACCAUGCUAAUAUGACAAUCUUAAUUACAUGAGCAAGUUAAGACAUUGCACUUAGACCACAGGGAGACAGAUUGUUUUUUUUUUAU